AGUCUUGUCAGGCCGGAGAAAGAGGGAGGGGAAGGUUGCGAGCCACAGCCGGCUGUUGGAGGGAAGCGCGAGCGGGUCUGUCUCAGCAGGCCGAGGCUUCCCCCUCCUUUGCCGUCCUGAUGUGAGAGCGGGGCCCGGCUUGAAGGGCCCAGGAGAAGAAGAAGGAGCGGAGAGAUGAAGAAAGACGUGAGGAUUCUCCUGGUGGGAGAACCCAGAGUUGGGAAGACAUCACUUAUUAUGUCUCUUGUCAGUGAAGAGUUUCCAGAAGAGGUUCCUGCACGAGCAGAAGAAAUCACAAUCCCAGCUGAUGUUACUCCAGAAAGAGUGCCAACCCAUAUAGUGGAUUAUUCAGAAUCUGAGCAAAGUGAUGAACAGCUCCAUCAUGAAAUAUCGCAAGCAAAUGUAAUUUGCAUAGUAUAUGCAGUUAACAACAAGAAUUCAAUUGAUAAGGUGACGAGCCGAUGGAUACCUUUAAUCAAUGAAAGAACGGACAAGGAUAGCAGACUGCCUCUUAUACUGGUCGGGAAUAAAUCGGAUCUGGUGGAAUACAGUAGUAUGGAAACCAUCCUUCCUAUCAUGAACCAGUACACAGAGAUAGAAACUUGUGUAGAGUGUUCAGCCAAGAACCUGAAGAAUAUUUCCGAGCUGUUCUACUAUGCACAGAAAGCUGUUCUGCAUCCUACAGGGCCCCUAUAUUGUCCAGAAGAAAAAGAGAUGAAACCUGCCUGUAUAAAAGCUUUAACCCGGAUCUUCAGAAUUUCAGAUCAGGAUAAUGAUGGCACCCUUAAUGAUGCAGAACUCAACUUCUUUCAGAGAAUCUGUUUUAACACACCAUUAGCACCUCAGGCUUUGGAAGAUGUCAAGAAUGUAGUCCGGAAAAAUCUUAGUGAUGGAGUUGCAGAUAAUGGAUUAACAUUAAAAGGCUUUCUUUUUCUACACACACUUUUUAUUCAGCGAGGGAGACAUGAAACAACUUGGACAGUGUUGCGGCGUUUUGGAUAUGAUGAUGACCUAGAGCUCACUCCAGAGUAUUUGUUUCCUGUGUUAAAAAUACCUUCUGACUGCACAACAGAAUUGAAUCACCAUGCAUAUCUAUUUCUUCAAAGUAUUUUUGAUAAGCAUGAUUUGGACCGAGAUUGUGCUUUGUCUCCCGAGGAGCUCAAAGAUUUGUUCAAAGUUUUUCCUUACAUACCAUGGGGACCUGAUGUCAACAACACCGUUUGUACAAAUGAAAUGGGCUGGAUAACAUAUCAGGGAUUUCUGUCUCAAUGGACAUUAACUACAUAUUUGGAUGUACAGCGCUGCCUUGAGUACUUGGGCUAUUUAGGAUAUUCAAUAUUAACUGAACAAGAAUCUCAGGCAUCAGCAAUUACAGUGACUAGAGACAAAAAGAUUGACCUACAGAAAAAACAGACUCAGAGGAAUGUUUUCAGGUGUAAUCUAAUCGGGAUGAAAGGCUGUGGGAAGAGCGGGGUCCUCCAAGCACUACUUGGAAGAAACCUAAUGAGACAGAAGCAACUACGUCCAGACCACAAAUCUUAUUAUGCAAUUAAUACGGUCUACGUAUAUGGCCAAGAAAAAUAUUUACUGUUGCAUAAUGUGUGCGAAUCCGACUUCUUAUGUGAUGCUGACACCGUAUGUGAUGCUGUAUGCCUAGUGUAUGAUGUCAGCAAUCCCAAGUCCUUUGAAUACUGUGCCAGGAUUUUUAAGCAACACUUCAUGGACAGCCGAAUACCGUGUUUAGUGAUAGCUGCUAAAUCAGAUCUGCAUGAAGUUAGGCAACAGUAUGGCAUUUCUCCAGCGGACUUCUGCAAAAAACAUAAAAUGCCUCCACCACAAGCCUUUACUUGUAACACUGUUGAUGCGCCCAAUAAGGACAUCUUUGUUAAGUUGACAACAAUGGCCAUGUAUCCCCAUGCCCGGUUACGCUGUAUGUGCACCUGCAACAGGUGUACGUUUUGCAUCUGUCAGAACCUCCUCAACUCAGACUUGCUGCAAUCUGUAAAGAACAAAAUCUUCACUGCAGUUCUUAACAGGUUGAGAGCCCGUGUAGAUGAGUUGGGUGCCAUCCUGUUAUCAGACGAGGAGAGCAGUAUUGUUCACCAGGUGCACGCUGUCAGCUCUGUAGAAGAUUCCAUCUUCAUGGAGUCAUCCCUUGAUCCACAGUUCCUUAAAGACAGGCAUGUGACACAAGCAGACCUCAAGAGCUCUACCUUUUGGCUUCGUGCAAGUUUCGGUGCUACAGUUUUUGCAGUUUUGGGCUUCGCCAUGUACAGAGCAUUAUUAAAGCAGCGAUGAUCCAGGAGGACGCACACUUGGGAGGGAGGGGAUCCCUAAAAGUGGAGGGGGGGGAGAAAUACUUUUAUGUACAUUCUAAAUCUGCUAGAAAUAUUUAUAUAUGCGAGUUACUUUAUUCUUUGUAAUUCAUGGAUAAGAUGAUUUUAAAUGAUAGCUCUAACUUGCAGUAUUGCAUAGGUCAUGGAAAGGGAGGUUUUGCAUUACAGAGGCUAACAAAAACAAGAGCUAAACUUGGAAGGCCAAAAGGGAAUGAUUGUAAAUAUAAUUUGUAUAUAUUUAAGGCAGUGAGACAAAAUUAUUAGAUAUACCAUUCUUAGCUGUUUUGAAUGGAGCAAGGGUUUAUUUUCACCAAAGUUCAAGUUCAGGGUCACCAUGUACUUAUUUAUUUCACAGGCAUCUGAAGUCCUCUUUCUGGACGACAGGAUCUAGAGAGGGAUUACUUCUUUUUCUUUCUUUGUUGCAAACUUAUCCAUGAUCUGAUUUCAGUGAAGUGUCUUACUGUAGCAGACUUGACUUAUAGAUUGAUGAUUCUGUAUCCUAUCUUGUACAGCUAAAUGUGCCAUAGGGCAAAGAGGAUGGGGUGGGUGGAAGGGAUGGGACAUUCCCUUGAAUUUAACAAAAAACAAAACUUGUCAAGCUACUUGUCAACAAUGGAUGCUGUGAGCCCUCUGUGGUGAUCAUUUUCCACUCUCUUGUGUUUUUAUAGCCUUUUCAAAUCCUGUGGGCCAUGACUUUGUAUAUUAUACCUGUUUAUAAUUCACAAAAGUGUGUGUUUUCAUCCCCUCACUUCUACAAGUCAUUCUCAUAAAAGCUGUGUAAAAUUGAAACAGUACACAGCGCUUUACUCUACUGGUGGUAGAUUAGCUGCAUGGUUUGCACUGCAUUGUAUACCAGGCUGGGAUUACCUAUAGAUGGCAUUUUUUAAAAA
Heteronotia binoei (common prickly gecko) is the source of this 3226-nucleotide messenger RNA. It is a transcript of the gene RHOT1, whose product is annotated as ras homolog family member T1. NCBI's taxonomy places the organism in Eukaryota, Metazoa, Chordata, Lepidosauria, Squamata, Gekkonidae. Gene Ontology annotation, cellular component: mitochondrial outer membrane. Gene Ontology annotation, biological process: small GTPase-mediated signal transduction; mitochondrion organization; mitochondrion transport along microtubule. The transcript has 21 exons. The record is from RefSeq and is a predicted model, not a curated record. The coding region runs from base 175 to 2298 and encodes 707 amino acids. Gene Ontology annotation, molecular function: calcium ion binding; GTPase activity; GTP binding.